ACCACGUCGUUUUUACGUAACAUAUGACGCGAUGGUCGGAAGUGCACUGUCAGUUUGCAAUUUUAUAAGUAUGGGAAGGACGCAUUGAAGCGAGCACGCUCCACACAAAACUUCGUCUUCUGCAGCUCAUGGAGAUUCCUCAGCUCCUCAUCGUCCUCCCACUCCUCUCCUUCUUCCUCUUGUGCCGUCGCUUGGACCUUCAAGCCUCAGCUCAUGAAAAGCAGCUCUUCACGUCGCUCAACUCUUCUUCUUCUUCUUCUGCUUCUUCUUCCUCUUCUUCCGAGUCUUCGUUGAGAGAAUAUGUGGUUAGGAGGGCUAAGGAUGCGAGCCUGGCGGAUUGGAUGAAGAAGAUAAGGAGGGAGAUCCACGAGAACCCCGAGCUCGCUCACGAGGAGUUCGAGACGAGCGCGCUCGUCAGGCGCGAGCUCGACCGGCUGGGCAUCACGUACCGGUGGCCCGUGGCCGGGACGGGGGUCGUGGCCACGGUCGGCUCGGGGUCGCCGCCGUUCGUCGCCCUCAGGGCCGACAUGGACGCUUUGCCUAUUCAGGAGUUGGUGGAGUGGGAGCACAAGAGCAAGGUAGAUGGGAAAAUGCACGCUUGUGGCCAUGAUGCUCAUGUCGCCAUGCUCCUUGGAGCUGCCAAGAUAUUGCAAGAAGUCCGAGACCAUUUGCAGGGAACGGUGGUUCUUAUUUUCCAGCCGGCCGAAGAGAGCGGCCGAGGCGCAAAGGAUAUGAUCCGAGAUGGUGCCCUCGAGAACGUGGAAGCAAUCUUCGGCUUGCACUUGGUCCACAAGUACCCAAUCGGGGUCGUCGCGUCCCGGCCCGGGGAAUUCCUAGCAGGGUGCGGCAGCUUCGAGGCUAGGAUCAAGGGGAAAGGGGGUCACGCGGCGAUCCCGCAUCUCUCGAUCGACCCGAUUUUGGCUGCUUCGGCCGCGGUGGUCAGCUUGCAGAACAUUGUUUCCAGGGAGGUGGACCCUUUGGAAUCUCAGGUAGUUUCGGUAGCAAUGAUACAAGGCGGGACUGCAUUCAACGUGAUCCCCGACGCGGCCACGAUCGGCGGGACUUUCCGAGCUUUCAGCAGGAAGAGCUUCUAUGGUUUAGGGGAGAGAAUAGAAGAGGUGAUAAAAGCGCAGGCGGCGGUACACCGCUGCUCCGCGGAGGUCGACCUGGAGGGGAACGAUCAACCCUCUGUCCCUCCGACCGUGAACGACGAGAGGAUCUACAAUCACGUCCACCGCGUCUCGACCGAGAUCGUCGGGGAAGACAACACGGUGCUGUCUCCGAGCUUCACGGGGAGCGAGGAUUUUGCCUUCUAUCUGAACGAGGUCCCGGGGUCCUUCCUCUUCCUAGGCAUCAGGAAUGAGAAGAUCGGGUCCGUCCACCCUCCGCACAGCCCUUAUUACACCAUCGACGAGGACGUGCUCUUGAUCGGGGCCGCGAUACAUGCCACGUUUGCUCUUUCGUAUAUCUCCGAUUCGACAAGAGCAGCCAAUGUAGUCCGCUAAAUUAGCGUUGUCAAUACAUAAAACUUACUUAUGUUCGUUCAUAUGUUUGUUCCUUGCAAGUUUGAUGGAAAUUUCUUUCAGGAAUGUUGUUCUUUAUAUAGACA
Syzygium oleosum is the source of this 1609-nucleotide messenger RNA. RefSeq names its product IAA-amino acid hydrolase ILR1-like 1. The coding region runs from base 129 to 1505 and encodes 458 amino acids. The record is from RefSeq and is a predicted model, not a curated record. The transcript has 5 exons. Gene Ontology annotation, molecular function: IAA-Ala conjugate hydrolase activity. Lineage: Eukaryota; Viridiplantae; Streptophyta; Magnoliopsida; Myrtales; Myrtaceae. Gene Ontology annotation, biological process: auxin metabolic process. Gene Ontology annotation, cellular component: endoplasmic reticulum.